Messenger RNA from Rhagoletis zephyria (snowberry fruit fly), 679 nucleotides. RefSeq names its product cellular nucleic acid-binding protein homolog. Gene Ontology annotation, molecular function: nucleic acid binding; zinc ion binding. Lineage: Eukaryota; Metazoa; Arthropoda; Insecta; Diptera; Tephritidae. The record is from RefSeq and is a predicted model, not a curated record.
UUCUGAUAGAUCGCUAUGAAAAGUUCUGUCCGAGAGCGGCCACAAGUGUCAAAACCGUCAAACCAAAUGCUAUGGGUACAACUUCUGCACAGUCCGAGGAACCACGCUGUUACAACUGUUCACCAUUCGGCCACUACCAAUCUCAGUGCCCGAAGCCUAAGCGAGCAAUGGGUUCUUGCUUUAAAUGUGGGGAGUUGGGACACCUUUACCAGACUUGCCCGAAACGAGGUUUGGUCGCAGCUGUCAACAAUCCGGAGCAGAGGUCAACAUGUGAUGAGGAGGAAGCCGAAUUAGUUAGAGCAGUUCGUGAACUUCAAACGUCCGAGAAGUUUUAUUAAGAGGUCCUGUGUCCCAAAUAUGAAGCAUAAAAAGUUAGAGCGGUCGAAAUAUAAAGGAGUAGGUAACUCUCAAAUUUGGACUUAUGGUAAUGUUAGAUGUAUUGUACAAUUUCAUAAUCAGUGUGUUUCACAGGAACUAUCUGUAUUGCCGGAUACUGCUAUUGAUGUACCAUUGCUGAUAGGACGGGAUCUCUUGAAGAAAUUCAAUAUAUUUUUGUGUAAAGUUAAAACUAAAAUUAAAUAUUCCAAAAGUGAAUUGAUAAAAAUUAAAAAUGCCACUCAGAUGAAAUAUUCAGAGAACUUAAACCAUGGUGCUCUUGCCUUGUUUAAUUUAAGGAAAU